Messenger RNA from Cuscuta campestris, 687 nucleotides. The record is from the annotation of a GenBank genome assembly. NCBI's taxonomy places the organism in Eukaryota, Viridiplantae, Streptophyta, Magnoliopsida, Solanales, Convolvulaceae.
CUUAUAUACCAAUUAUUUACUCUUGGAUUUUCCAAUGUGAGAUGUACUCUAACAGGAGCAAUGCCCGUCUUCGAUGGCGUUGUCGUUGCUGCUUCGCCGGAAAUAGGGAGCUGUCUCGCCGUCUCCAGAGGUGGACGACGUCGCCUCGCCACUACCUGUCUCCUGGGUCGUUGCCAGAAGCUGGGUCGUCGGUCUGGAGCCUUUGGUGCUGGACCGCCGGAGAGGACGCCGGGGCUGGAGGCGUCACAAGAGAUUCCAAAGCCGAAGUUCAAAAAAAAAGCAUUUCCUCGUGAAUCAAGGAAUCAACAUGCUGGUGGAUUCAAUCAGGCUGAUAUCCCAGCUGCAAUUGCUGAAGAAAUUGUUGUUUUUGCUCUCGUUGCUCCUGAAGUGGUUGCACCGCACCCCAUGAAUUUGGCUGUUCUGGAAAAUGCUGUUGGCCAUGGUGUGCCUCUUGAACCCGAACCGGAUUCUGAUUCUGAGGUUGAAGAGGAUGAGGUUGCUCCCAAUCUAAUUUUCCAGGUUUGAGAUCUGGAAAUCUCAUUACCUUCCUUUGAAAAUGCUCAAGUAAAUAAACUCUUUGAUAUUAAGCAAACACAAUAUCUUCAACAAAUAACCAGAGCAAAGAGUUGCAAGCCUUGUCUAACAAAUAAGUCAGAUAGAAUAAAGUAAAAAAAUAGAUUGAAAUUU